Messenger RNA from Plasmodium relictum, 3465 nucleotides. It is a transcript of the gene POP1, whose product is annotated as ribonucleases P/MRP protein subunit POP1, putative. Gene Ontology annotation, biological process: tRNA 5'-leader removal. The transcript is spliced from 4 exons. The record is from RefSeq and is a predicted model, not a curated record. The coding region runs from base 1 to 3465 and encodes 1154 amino acids. Gene Ontology annotation, cellular component: nucleolar ribonuclease P complex; ribonuclease MRP complex. NCBI's taxonomy places the organism in Eukaryota, Apicomplexa, Aconoidasida, Haemosporida, Plasmodiidae.
AUGUUUGUAGAUUUUAAUAAAGAUAAAGGAAAAAAAAAUAUAAGUAAUAAAAGUAAUGAUGAUAAAAAGAAUUAUGAUGAAAAACAAUAUAAUAAAAUAGAUAAUACAGAAGAAGAGAAUGACACCACAAAAUUUACUUCAAUACAAAAUGAAAAAGAAAAAAAUUAUAUAAAUUUUAUAAGCAAAAACAAUAAUAAUGAAAAAAAGACAGUCAAAGUAAUAGAUAAAAAGAAUGAUAAAAAAAAAAAAAAUGAUGAAAAAACAUAUAAGUCAAUAUAUGAAAUUAGAAAUAAUUCAGAUGUAAACUUUUUUAACACUGAAUCUGUACCUUGGAUAUCUUCUUUUUUUAACUUAAAAGACGAGGAUUUAUUAAUCUUUGGAAGAGAAUUAAGAAAAAGAAAUAUUUUUAAAAGAUGUUUUCAAAGAAUUCAUAAAAAUAGAAGGAGGAGAUGUAUGUCGUUUAAUCCUUAUAGGGUACCCUUAGCUUGUAAAAAAGCAACAUUGGAAGAAAUGCUAAUAUCUGAACCUAAAAUAAAAAAAAAAAAAAAAAAAAAAAAAAAUGUUCCCUUUGGAUAUUUUUAUAGAAAAUUUAUUAUGAGAAGUAAAAAAAAAAAUUGGUUAGAAACUCAUAUGUAUCAUUCUAAAAGAUUUCAUAUGAUGAGUAUUUUUGGAUAUAAACUAGCUAUAAAAAACUGUAGUAAAAUAAGUAGAAGAAUUUUUCGAUUUAGUAAACGAAAAUCAUUAAUACAUGAUAUGUCUUAUAUUGAAAUAAUUCAAUUAAGUGGUGAUGAAAAUACUAUAAUAGAUGUAUUGAAGAAAUGCACAAAUAUUGAACAGGCAAAUAUGUUAAAAAAAAAAUAUUUAUUAGGAAUAUUAUUAGGAAAAAUUUUUAUUUAUAAAUAUGAAAAUAAUGAUAUAGAUGAAAAAGAAAAAAAAGAUAAUAUGAGCAAUCAUUCUGAUUUAAAUAAGAAUAACAAUGAUAAUUUUUUUAACUCAAAAAAUCCCCUAAUAUGUCCUGCAUACUUUUUAUGGAGAUCUACAUUGAAACCAUAUGUUCAUUUAAAAAAAGAAAAGAGAAAAAAUAAUAAUAUUGAUAAUGAUGCCAAUAAAGAAAAUAAAAAUAAACUUAAUAAUAAUAAGGAUUGUUCUGAAAAAAAAAAAGAGGAAUUAGAGGAUAAAAUAAGAGAUAUAUGGUUAUUUGUUCAUCCAUUAUGUUUAAAAGAAACCAUGAAGAACUUUCAGAAAAUAAAUUCAUCAAUUCAUGUAAAACAUAUAAAAAAUAUUUGUAUGUAUGAAUUGAUUGGUCCAAGAAGUUUUGAAUUGUUAAUAAAUAUUUUAAAAAUAAAAAAUAAAUAUCCUAAAAAAAUGAAACGAUAUAUUUAUCACUAUAACUAUGAAAAAAUUACUUUACCAUAUGACUAUGUAAUUCCAUUAUAUGCUAUUCUACCUAAAUGUGUAGGUCCAUUUUUGCUAAAUUAUAAAAUUAAUGAAAAUGAAGUACAACAAAUAGAUAAAAAAGAAUCAUAUAAUAUUAAUUCAUUGAGUAAAGAAAACAAAGAUAUUAAUAUUAUUAAGAAUAAUAAAAAAAAUGUAGAUAAUAUAAUAGAAAAUGCAUUUGAUUAUAUACAAGAGAAAAAUGAAAACAGAGUUUUAAAAAAAAAUGAAUUUAGCCAAUACGAUAAUAACAUACUUAUGAAUGAAAAAAUAAAACAGAAAGUAAUUAAAAAUAUUAAAGUUAACAAAUAUGAACAUAUAAGAAGUAAUAAAAAAAAAAAAGUAAAAACAACUAUUUUGAAAAUGUUAAAAAAUAAUAAGUAUAUUGAGAGUUAUGACAUACUUAAAGAAAAAAGAAAAUCCUUAUGUGAAUUAUUAGGAAAUGCUCACAAUUUUAGUUCAUUUCAUUCAUCAAAUAUUUUAAGUAAUAAUUGUAAUAAUUAUAAUAAAACAAUAGUAUCUAGAAGUAAUAUUAAUGAUAAUAGUAACUUGUUAAGUAGUACAACUGAUAAUAAAGAAGUAGUUACGCAUGGAAUAAGUAAUAAAAAUGAAGAAAAAGAAAAUAUAACUAAAAUUUCAAAUGAUUUAAAUUUUUACUUCAAAGAUAAAAAAGAAUCGACUCAUACAUUUGAAAAUAAUGAAUUUCUUAAAUAUAUGAAAAAAAAACUAAGUAAAAAAUUAAAUCUAACAUAUGAUAAAGACUCAAUACAAAAUUACAUAAAUGAAUGUUUAAAUAAUGAUGGUACAAAAGAUGAAAAUUGUUUAAUAUUAAAAAAAAAAGAAACAAGUGAUGUUUAUAAAGAAUUAAAUAAAAUCAAAGAAAAUCUUAAGCAAAAUUCCAAGAAAUAUAUUAAAAUACCCAUAUUAAUUGUAAAUCAAACUAAUAAUAAUAAUCAUAGAUACUUUAUUAUUUGCCCUUCAAAAAAAAAAAGUUCCAUUUUAUUUCAUUUGUUAAUACGUAACGGUUCUAUAGCAAUAGGUUUAAAAGAAAGAGAAAAAAUUAUGAAAUGUUAUGACUUUAUUUGUUAUCCUCAAGACUUUCCAGAUUCUUAUGGUGGCAUUUUAUAUAAUAAAUUAAGAGAAUCUAUAUCAAAAAAAAAAUAUUUAAAAAAACCCUUAAGUAAAAGAAUAAAUUAUUAUUGUUUAGGUAUAAAUGAUCCUUUUAACUAUUCUUGGUUUUGUGUAUAUCCUUAUAAAAAUGAUAUAAAAAUUAUAAGGACUACUGACUGUUAUAAUCAAUUUUUAAUUCAAACAUUUAUACAGCGUUUUUUGUAUAUAUCAUUAAAAAAAAUUUAUCAUAUUAAUACUUUUGAAGAAUUUUAUAAUUUUUUAGAACAUUUUAAAUCAAAAUUUCAUAUUUUCUCAAGUUAUUUUAUUACUGUUUAUGUAAGUGCCUACAAAAAAAGUAUACCAAAGAGAUUAUCUCAUGUUUGUGCAUUAACACUUAAGCAAACAAUCAAAUUUUUUAUAAAGCAAAUAGACACAAAAAAAAUAUUGGAAUGGGUUGAACACAAACGAAUUAUUAACAAAAACAAUAAAGAUAAAAUUGAAAAAUUAAAAGAACCUGUGAUUUAUAAAUAUAAAAACAAAGUUAUAAAAAAAAAUAAAUGUGAAAGAAAAGAAAAGGCACAAAUGGAGAGAAUAAAUCUUCAGAAAAGUUCUACAGAUAAUGGGAAACCAGUUGAUGAUAUUAUUUUAUCGUCAAAAAAAAUAAUUGGAUAUGUGUCAAGUGGGGGGCAUGUAUUAUCAAAAGGAUAUGGAUAUGGGAUAGCACAUAUAUCUUUCUAUUUUUUUUUAGAAAAUUUAUUAAAUCAUAUAUUUGCAUUGAAAUUAUUAGUAUCAGAUGAAAUAAAAAUAAAGGAAAAAGGAAAGAAUUUUCCUUUUAUAGGAUUGAUCAGAAAUGUAAAUUCUGCUUAUUAUCAUCAUGUUUGGAUUAGUUUAGUAACAGAAGAUAAAUACUUGCCUUUUUAA